CUUCCACACCCUCUCAGCACACGCUCGAGUGCGACAAGCCGCUGCAAAGCCAAGGCUGACGUGCCCGCGGAGCGCCCCGACUUCUGUCCUUGCGCACUUCCUCCCGUUACCUCUGCAGAGCCGCCUGAGCCCACCUACACCAACAACUAUUCAUCUCCUGGCGAGGAAAAGGCCAAGCUCAUCUUGCCAACCAGAAGAGAUAAAACCGGUGACUGCCGAGGCACCCCCCUCGCACACCGCGGAGCCAGGCCCAGCCGAGGCGGCUGGGAAGAGGCACCACCUGGGAAGAGGCAGGGCUGAGCCUACUGCCGCCAUCUCCGUUGCACCAGCGAGCCGUCAGUCCGGGUGAAUCCGGGAAGGUGACCACCAGGCCAGCCCAGGUUCCCAGUGUCACCUCUGGCAAAGCGCGCUCAGGCUCUCGGCCUCGUCUGUCGCCUCACCGGCAGCCGAGAGGGCGAUAAACUUUGUUGGAAGGGCUGGAACACGACAUGCCGGGGAGAAGGCGGGCUGCGAAACCCUCUGAAGUGCCCUCAAGCUCCCUUGAUACCCGUCUCAUCCCCUGUUGCCUGGAUGCGGCCGGAGCUUGCCGUUGCCAGCAGCCGCCUGAACCAGCUCUGGGAAAUUCCAUGCCCGGAGACCGCCAGCUGGGGGCCACGCCAGGCCGGGGGGCGGAGGGGCAGGAUUAGGUUUCAGGCCGCCGGGGCGUGCCCGAGCGCGUUUUCCCCGCGGCGCGACUCGGCGCCGUUACUUGGGGGCGGGAAGGGCGAAGGCGGAGAGCGGGGCUGGGCCGCGGGGUCCGCCGAGCCGCCGGGGGAAAUACUGCACUUGCUGCCUCUUAAGCAUCGUGGACAUAGAAGCUGAGGACCAGAAAAAACAUGUUGGAAACAAUUGAUACACAUCGGGCCCUCCAGGCCAUGGAGCGCUUACAGGCAAAACUCCGGGAUCGAGGUGACGUUGCAAAUGAGGAGAAACUGAGCUUAUUAAAGUCAGUGCUGCAAAGUCCUCUCUUUAACCAAAUUCUCAGCCUUCAGACUUCUGUUCAACAACUGAGAGAUCAGGUAAACAUUGCACCUUCUGUACAUUCUACUGGCGAAUUCUCCCAGCUUCUCCAUUAUGGUGUGACAGGGUCUUUGCCACACAAUGAGUCAUAUUUGUUGGCUCAACAGAAUGGCAGCCCAGCUAAUGUUCUAGAAGCAUCAGUGAGAUCUGUUACCCCUCAGAUCAAUGGGAAAUCCUGUAGUGAUGACUUUGAGCAGCUGAUCAAAAAUAUGUCCCAGGGUCGUCUCAUUGAAACUAUUGAGCUUAUUAAACCUGCAGGCGGUGGUCUAGGCUUCAGUGUGGUAGGACUCAAGAGUGAAAAUAGGGGAGAACUUGGAAUAUUUGUGCAAGAAAUCCAGGAAGGAAGCGUGGCACAUAGAGAUGGAAAGCUGAAGGAAGCAGAUCAAAUCCUUGCCAUUAAUGGACAAGCUCUUGAUCAGACAAUUACACAUCAACAGGCUAUCAGCAUUCUACAGAAAGCAAAAGAUAAUGUUCAUCUAGUUGUAGCCAGGGGCACUUCCCCUCAACUCACCAGUCCUGUAGUUUCUCGAUCUCCAUCUGCUGCUAGCACAGUUUCAGCCCAUUCCAACCUGAUUCACUGGCAGCAUGUGGAGACCGUUGAGUUGGUGAACGAUGGCUCAGGUCUUGGAUUUGGGAUAGUGGGAGGAAAGUCAACUGGUGUGAUCGUUAAAACCAUUCUUCCAGGAGGGGUGGCUGAUCAGCAUGGAAGAUUGUGUAGUGGGGACCAUAUACUGAAAAUUGGUGAUACGGACCUAACUGGGAUGAGCAGUGAGCAGGUGGCACAAGUUCUUAGACAGUGUGGAAAUCGAGUGAAACUGGUAAUUGCAAGAGGUCCUGUUGAGGACCCACCACCACCUGCAAUCCCUCCAGAUGCACCAGUACCCAUCUCCACACCACAGAAGCAGGCAGAUACUUCUGUUGAUGGUUAUGAAGAUGGUGAGAAGUUCAAUGUCGAACUAACUAAAAAUAACCAGGGUUUAGGAAUAACUAUUGCUGGUUACAUCGGAGACAAAGCAUCAGAGCCUUCUGGAAUCUUUGUGAAAAGCAUUACAAAAGGCAGUGCUGUUGAACACGAUGGCAGAAUCCAUGUGGGAGAUCAAAUUAUAGUUGUGGAUGGAACAAAUCUUCAAGGUUUUACUAACCAGCAAGCCGUUGAUGUGUUGCGGCACACGGGACAAACAGUUCGGCUCACUUUGAUCAGAAGAGGGCUUAAGCAGGAAAAUCAGAUUCAGCCCCAGGAAUACUUCAGUACUUCUGCUGAAAAGGACUUAGUAUUCCAAACAAUAGAUAGUAGCACAGCUAAAGAUAACAGGGAAACAGAACAGGGAUCUCCAUCAUUGCCAUGUAGUGCCAGCAUGGUAAAUACCGGAGAGAACGUGAAGCAACAAGAAACAGAUUUCCAGUUAAAUACUGCAGAAGAAGCAGCUCCAAAGGCAAAAUGGCAGAGGAUUAUGGGUUCCAAUUAUGAAAUAGUGGUGGCUGUAGUUAACAAAUUUAGUGAAAGCAGCGGGUUAGGGAUAAGCCUUGAGGCUUCAGUGGGACAUCAUUUCAUCAGAUCUAUCUUACCAGAAGGGCCAGUUGGACGAAGUGGCAGGCUGUUCAGUGGAGAUGAGUUGCUGGAAGUGAAUGACAUCUCUUUGCUUGGAGAAAACCACAAGGAUGUCGUCAAUAUCUUGAAAGAACUUCCUAUUAAGGUGACAAUGGUGUGCUGUCGUCCAGUUGCUCCCUCCAUCGCUCAGCCAGAAGUCCUGGAGAGUAUAAGUCUAUCUGAGGUUCAGCUCACAGAAAAGGCUCACAUAGAUCUUGGAUUCAUUGGCUCCUCAGAAAUAGAGGGAACAGCUUUGGAAAUAGCUGAUGAGAGUCAGUGUAUGGAAGAGGUUAAAAGUUCUGCUUUGGCAAUGUGGGAAACAGAAGUACAACACAUUGAUCUAGAGAAAGGGAGUAUGGGACUUGGAUUUAGCAUAUUGGACUACCAGGAUCCUGUUGAUCCAGCAAACACUGUAAUUGUGAUUCGCUCAUUAGUUCCUGGGGGUGUGGCUGAGCAAGAUGGUAGACUUCUUCCUGGAGAUCGUCUUAUGUUUGUCAAUAAUAUUAACUUGGAAAAUGGCAGCCUCGAAGAAGCAGUACAGGCACUGAAAGGAGCCCCAACAGGAACAGUUAAGAUAGGAGUUGCCAAACCACUACCUCUUUCACCAGAGGAGGGCUAUGUCUCUGCUAAGGAAGAUUGCUUUUUCUACACUGCCCAGUCACUUGAGGAGGAGGGGCCAGCUGAUGUACCCCUCUUCCGUGCUGAGCUGGCUCUGGUGGACUCCAGUGAAGCAGAUCUAGCGGAUGAGUCCACCUUUGAAUCACAGUAUUCUCUAGAAGGUGAUGUCUUCCAGGCUUCAAUGAUAGCUCUGCAUGACAGUGCCUGUAGCAGUGAGCUGAACUACACCUAUUCUCUUCCACUGUCAACUCCUAAGUCUGUUGGAGAGGCAUGUUCAAAUGCCACAGCUGAUUUCUCUGUAUCUAACAAGGAUCUGUACAGCAUGGAUCUGAAUCAGACAUUCAGAGAGCAAAACUCUGUAGUGGGUAAUAAUCUGGAAACUACAACUAAUUUUACUAAAAAGGAUCUUCUGCCUCUGGAUGUUUUGGAGGUCAAUCAAAAUGCAAGUGAAAACACUGAUUUGUGGAGUAGAUCUCAGACAACUGCAGAAAUUACACCAGAUACAGACCUUGCUACUACCAUGCAGCUCGAUUCCACUGGAAAAGAUCAAGUGCUUGUAACGGAAAAGAGAUGCCCAGUAUCUUCAGAGGAGAGUUCCACAUCCCCACAAGCAGUUAAAAACAUGUAUGAGAAGACUAUAACUAUUGCAAAAGGCAAUUCAAGUCUAGGGAUGACAGUAAGUUCAAAUAAGGAUGGCUUGGGAAUGAUAGUCCGCAGUGUUAUCCAUGGAGGCUCAAUAAGUCGCGAUGGACGGAUUGGUGUAGGGGACUGCAUCCUGUCCAUUAAUGAAGAGUUGACCACAAACUUAACCAAUGCACAAGCCCGGGCUAUGCUGAGGAGACAUUCACUCAUUGGACCAGAUAUAAAAUCUUCUCCAGCACCUGCUGAUGAUCAGGCCUUCUCUUAUGUUAUUACCUAUGUGCCAGCAGAAAAUUUAGACGAGUACAGGGCCAGUCUGGGACAACAGACAGAGGGAGCUCUGCCACUUGAACUUUUUCCUUCGUGUACUGUUAGCAGGGAACUCCCAGAGCUCCCAGAACGUGAAGAGGGGGAGGGAGAAGAAAGUGAACUUCAAAAUGCAGCUUUCAGUAACUGGAACCAGCCCAGAAAAGUUGAACUCUGGAGAGAGCCUAGCAAAUCACUGGGCAUCAGCAUUGUUGGAGGACGAGGGAUGGGGAGCCGCCUGAGUAAUGGAGAAAUGAUGAGAGGGAUCUUUAUCAAGCACAUCCUGGAAGACAGCCCAGCUGGCAAAAUAGGAACACUGAAGACUGGAGAUCGAAUUGUGGAGGUGGAUGGAAUUGACCUCAGAGAUGCCAGCCAUGAACAAGCUGUGGAAGCCAUACGGAAGGCAGGCAAUCCUGUAGUCUUUAUGGUACAGAGCAUUAUAAGCAGACCAAGGCCAGAGUCUCUUUGUAGCCCUUCUUCAGCUUCUGCUCCCUGUGGGCAGAAAACUACUAACCCAUUUUAUCAUCAGUCUACUAAGAACAGUCUUUUCUAUAGGCCAACUGUCUUCAGCAGCACUAACCCAUUUGCUGAUUGCUCUCAGUUCAACACUAACAAGGAGGUAUCGAAUCCAAUUAGGGUUACCUUCCGUUGUUCCCCAACUAACCCUUUUGCUCCCACACCAUUCAAGGCAUUUGGUCAGUCCGAUUUAGAGCCGGAAAAGACUUCGCUUUGUAAUUUGCCUCUGCCCCCUCCAUCAUCAUUUUCAGGAAUGAGCUGUGAUACUGUGCAGUCAUCUUCUAGCAGAGUAUCAGAGGAUGUGGAGAAGGAAGAUGAGUUUGGCUACAGUUGGAAAAAGAUCGUGCAGCGCUAUGGAAAUCUACCAGGGGAGCUACACAUGAUAGAGCUGGAAAAAGGAAAGACAGGUCUGGGACUUAGUCUUGCUGGAAACAAGGACCGAUCGAGGAUGAGUGUGUUUAUAGUGGGAAUUGAUCCAAAUGGAGCAGCUGGCAAAGAUGGCAGGUUGCAGAUUGCAGAUGAGUUACUAGAGAUAAAUGGGCAAAUACUCUAUGGAAGGACUCACCAGAAUGCUUCCUCCAUAAUCAAAUGUGCACCAUCUAAAGUAAAAAUAAUUUUUAUCAGAAAUAAAGAUGCAGUCAGUCAGAUGGCUGUAUGCCCUGCAAAAUCGGUAGAGGCUUCACAGUGUGCUUCAGGGGCACGUCAACAUCAAGAGAUCGAUAACAGUGAUGCAAACUCCAGUGCUUGUUCUGAUUUCAGUUCACGUAAAAAUAUUCAGUAUGUCGAACUCCCUAAGGAUCAGGGAGGCUUCGGAAUUGCAAUAAGUGAAGAAGACACAGUUAAUGGAGUAGUUGUUAAGAGCUUAACGGAUCAUGGAGCAGCAGCAAAGGAUGGACGAAUCAAAGUUGGAGAUCAGAUCCUGGCAGUGGAUGAUGAAAUUGUUGUGGGAUAUCCGGUAGAAAAGUUUAUUAAUCUCCUAAAGACCUCCAAAACUAUGGUGAGACUUACAGUCAACUCAGCAGAGGUGGAUAGCCCGACUGCAGCACCAGUCCCUUCCAUCACAGCCCCAGCAGAGAGAAGGAAUAUUCAGCCAUCAGUAACUGUCCCCUUUUCCAGCUCACCAGAACCAGAAGCAGUCAAAAGCACAAGCAGAUCUUCAACACCAGCCACCUUAGCCUCUGACCCAGCUACUUGUCCCAUUAUUCCUGGAUGCGAAACAACCAUUGAUAUCUCCAAAGGGCGAACUGGUCUUGGUCUGAGCAUUGUUGGAGGAGCAGACACUUUACUGGGAGCAAUCAUUAUCCAUGAAGUAUAUGAAGAAGGAGCAGCAUCUAAAGAUGGGAGGCUGUGGGCUGGGGAUCAGAUACUAGAGGUGAAUGGAAUUGACCUCAGGAAUGCCACACAUGAUGAAGCAAUAAAUGUCCUCCGACAGACUCCCCAGAAAGUUCGUCUCACUGUGUACAGAGAUGAGGCCCAGUACAAGGAGGAAGACAUGUAUGAUGUACUCAAUAUAGAGCUCCAAAAGAAGCCUGGCAGAGGUCUUGGUCUCAGUAUUGUUGGGAAAAGAAGCGAUACAGGGGUGUUUGUGUCAGACAUCGUUAAAGGAGGAAUAGCAGAUACAGAUGGGAGAUUAAUGCAAGGAGAUCAGAUACUGACAGUGAAUGGAGAAGAUGUUCGACAUGCUAACCAGGAGGCUGUUGCAGCUUUGCUAAAGUGUUCACUAGGUACGGUAAGACUAGAGGUUGGAAGAAUAAAAGCUGGUCCAUUCCACUCCGAGAGGAGAACAUCUCAGAGCAGCCAGGUCAGUGAUGGAAGUGGCAGCCUCUCAUCAUUCAGUUUCCCAGUUUCUGGUUCCAGUGCACCUGGUGUCUUUGAAAGUAGUCUAAAGAGGAACACUGCAACUUCUGAAAUCCAGGGACUAAGAACACUAGAAAUAAAAAAGGGCCCUGCAGAUUCCCUUGGAGUGAGCAUUGCAGGAGGUAUAGGAAGUCCUCUUGGGGAUGUUCCUAUAUUUAUUGCCAUGAUGCAUCCAAAUGGAGUUGCAGCUCAGACUCAGAAACUCAGAGUUGGGGACAGGAUUGUUAGCAUCUGUGGAACAUCUACUGAGGGUAUGACUCACUCCCAAGCUGUUAGUCUCUUAAAAAACGCUUCAGGCACUAUUGAGUUGCAGGUUGUAGCUGGAGGAGAAGUGAGCGUCAUAACUGGUCAGCAUCAGAAUACUCCUACAUCCAAUCUCUCAUUUGCGGGACUAACUUCAACCAGCAUUUUGCAGGAUGACUUAGGAACUCCUCAGUACAAGACCAUUACUCUGGAUAGAGGACCAGAUGGCCUAGGCUUUAGCAUUGUGGGUGGCUACGGUAGUCCCCAUGGAGACUUACCCAUUUAUGUGAAGACGGUAUUUGCAAAGGGUGCAGCAGCAGAAGAUGGACGCCUGAAGAGGGGGGAUCAAAUCAUUGCUGUGAAUGGGCAGAGUUUAGAAGGGGUAACACAUGAGGAAGCAGUUGCUAUUCUAAAACGGACAAAAGGAACAGUCACUUUGACUGUAUUGUCAUGAACUGGCUGCCCAAAAUGGUUGGGUCAAUAGAUUAUAUUUACAUUAUGCAUAGCAAAGAGAAUGGAAAUGUUCGUACAGCCUCCUUGCUCUUACAGCUUCACAGGACUGUGUCACAACAAUGAAGAAAAAUAACAUUUAACCAUAUUUUUGUACAGAGUAGAGCUAUUUCUGUUACUGUCAAACCAUGGGGAUAAAGUUACAUCAGCUGUGGAAAGACAUAGAUAUUUUUUCCUAUUAGUAUUAUAAUAAAUGCUUGUAAGGCACCCACAGUUUAAAAAAAAAAGCUUGCACUGGUAACCACACAAUGUAACUGGAAUGCUUUGCCAAGAGGCUUUUGAUAUUUGACAUAUGUUGGAAAAACGAUGAAGUCACCAAGUCAACAAGGAGAUGGCAUGGGCAGCAGUAGUCAGAAAACAGAAAUGAGGUUACUGAAGAAAGGAAGUAUUGAUAAGAGAUGGAAUUUUGAGGAAAGAAGGAAAAAUAUGUAACCUGGAGGCAGAUGAUUAACGUACUAGAUGGUUAUUUGUAUUAUUUCACAAUGCCCAAGUAGAAAGAGCUGUGUGGAUUACUAUUAUGGGGAUUUUUGCUUCUCUCUUUAUAUAAAUUACCUAAAUCUUGAUGUAUUAAAAAAAAAAAGAAAAAAAAAAGAAAACUGUUUCAGUUUGGCUUAGGUGUGAGGGAGUAGAGGUCGGUUCUUUUAGAGAAAGAAGGUGAGUGUUUUUGAUUUGAAAGGAGAGGACUUGUGAUCAGGGCUGGAGAAUGCAUUUGCAAGUGGAAACUACUCCUCAUAAAUGAGAGUGCCUAGCAACUGCAGUGUUAGAAGAACUAGACUUCUAUAAUAGUAGUGCUUUUCAGACUUUGUGGAUGUGAAAGCAGCCUUCUCAAUAUGAACUAUGUGUAAGCGAAGGUUGUCCUCCUCCAGUGUGCAAGAUUAACUACAGGCUCAGUGUAGAUGUUUCUGUGAGCUGCUUGAAUCAGAACCAUGACAAACCACUCAGGGCAAGUUUACUUUGUUACAGGUAGAGGUGUGAAUAGUGGUUAAGCCAAGGUGGAAGAAGUUGAUGUUACAGUGUUGCUGUCAUUAUCCGUAGCAGCAAAGAUCCUUCUUGAACUGAAGAGACCUAGAACCAGAAAUUGAAUUGGGUAAGAGGCUGAAAAUCCCUCUUGAUGGAGGUACGUAUCAAGACAGCCGUGGACGUCUUUCUACACCAGAAUUAAGGAGAAGAUUUGAGGGCUACAGCUAUUUUUUUGGGAUAUGUAGUUUCAGAGGCAUAAAUAGAAGACAAUAAGCAUGAUGCAAAUAUUUGGGCUGCAGCAUGGUCAAUAAAUAUAUCAACAUCUUCAGUUUCCUGAGCUGAAAUUCUCACUAAAGUUUAUCCAAGACCCACACUCACUAAAACUCUUAGCUGAUUGUAGUCUGCCCUUUGCAACUGCUUCUCCAAACUAGCUCUUAAGAAUCUGGCAGAUAAAGAACACUGCUCAUGAUUUACCUUCCUGCAGAAAAGUUUGACCACAUGUUUUGAGUAAGAAAGAUACCUAGUUAAUUAGCAUGCUAAUCAGAAGCGUUGUGUUGAUUAGCAAAAAAACUUGUAGCAAGGAGGCCACCAUGUCAGUUGUUACUGAAGAGAAAUCUUAACUGAAAAUGCAGCCCCUGGUCAAUUAGGGGAAGAUCCAAAAGACUAGCAUUUGUUUCAGCAGGACAUAAAACCCGGUAUUAGGAAUAUCUGUGAAAUAGCAGUAGCAAACUGAUAGCUAUGUUUAAGUGGAUUAAUUAAAAAAAAACACAAAAACACCUUCUUUGUCUCUCUAACUAUUCUAGAAGUUACACUGUGGUAGACUAAGAUGAGAGAAAACAGAUGGUACCAUUACUGGAUGCUGUCACUGAACUGCUCUUCUAUACCUGUUCUUUGGUUAGAGUGAGAAAUGCCUACAUUAGAGUAUGAAAAGUAAUUUUACAUAGUACUUACAUUUAUAAGAGAAGUAGUAUACAGCUAUUUUGUUAUUGCUGUGACUGAAUGGAAGAUUUCAGUGAAUAAAUUCCAGACUGUCAGUGAAGAAGAAAUAAAAUUGCAGAUCUGUUUCUGGUUUCUUUACAAUGUCAUGCUUGCGUUGUUUAUUCUGUUGUAAAAGAUCAAUUUAAACCAAUGUAAUUUUAAAAGAAGUGUCACUCUUUGUGUGUACUUUGAAGCAUCUGCUAAAAAUUGCUCUAUUUGGAUUUUAAGAUUUUGAAUUUGCUUGUAAACUCUUAGCAAAUCCACGAGAUCAGAUACUAAAACUAUCUAGAAACUGUGUUUUGAAGCAGACAUUAUUAGUCAUUGUUCUACCUGUUUAAAAAGCAUUCCUUCAAGCAUUGGACUUGCUGUGAUGGAUCAAACCAAGGAGCCAUGUAGCCUGGGGGUUUGGUUUUGGCUGUGACCUUUGGGGCUGCUUUAGAGCACAGGAUCUCCCCUGAGCACUGCACUACUGCAUGACUACUGCUUAGUGGCUGCCAUGCACUGUACCAUGAGAUAUAAUAAAUUCACAGACUUCAAA
Messenger RNA from Pogoniulus pusillus (Red-fronted tinkerbird), 9812 nucleotides. RefSeq names its product multiple PDZ domain crumbs cell polarity complex component (gene MPDZ). Gene Ontology annotation, cellular component: plasma membrane; bicellular tight junction; cytoplasm. The record is from RefSeq and is a predicted model, not a curated record. The transcript is spliced from 51 exons. Lineage: Eukaryota; Metazoa; Chordata; Aves; Piciformes; Lybiidae. Gene Ontology annotation, biological process: regulation of microtubule cytoskeleton organization; microtubule organizing center organization; tight junction assembly. Gene Ontology annotation, molecular function: protein binding. The coding region runs from base 876 to 7280 and encodes 2134 amino acids.